UAAUCUGAUCUUUUGUUUUUUUCCUUCUGCUAGAUGUGUUUAGAGAUAGAGGAUAUAACACAUACAUAUAUUCUUCCUGUGUUUUUGUGGCAAAACAGUUUGGUAUCUUUAGAAUGUGAACUUAUGGAAGGCUCAUAUUAAGGCCAUUCUGGUAAUGAGAAUGCAGUCUCCAAGCAGACAUGAUAUUCUCAUAGUUUGUCACCCUGCUGUUCAGGGGGUACCAAUGAAGUUGCUUUAAAUGGGAAGCGUCUGUUCCAUCUCUGAACCUCUAACACCAGAACAGAUGGGUGGAACAUGGAACAUAGAAGGUUGUACCUCUGAGGUGGUAACAGUGAAGCCACUCAUUAACACUGAAUUUACCACUUCGUUAGCAACAUUGCUUCCUGUUGAGAAAAGCUAAUACAGGCUUUCAGAUUGACUGAGCAUAUAUUUGUCUACCCCUGUGAUUAUAAUAAGUAGGAACACUAAGUGUCUUUCAGGCUACUUUUUUAAAAAUUCUGUUGUCCAUUUCAGAUUUAUGAGACCGUUCCUAUUUGGACAUUUUACCUUUUUAUGUAGUUUAAUGAGAAAUGUCAGGAAUGGGUAAUAGUAUAGCAUCAAGAUUUGCUUUUCUUUUCAUUGACAUUUACACACUCUUCCUUAACACAUGUUUAUGUGCUGCCCAUUUUUAACUUCUGUGUAUGUGAUGUAGAGACUCCUGCUGGGUGCUGCAUUAGCACCAUUUUGGGGUGAUAGCAUUGAAUAUGAUCUUAUUGGAAGUCUAUUUUUAUUGCUGUGGAUGUCUGCCAAUCUCAGAACAGAAUUCUGAGACCUAUGAGGGGCAGAAAAAUUGUUGGUAUACAUAAUAAUGCCAAAGAAAAGAUAUUUGCAGUAUUAUUUAUAAUAUUUGUUGUAUUAAAGAACACAUCUUGUGGAAAGAAUAAGCUCGUUAUAAGCACUUGUUCUCAGUUGUGAAAUACGAAAGUAAUUAGAAAUAAUUCUUUUAUUCUUUAACUAGACUUAAUGUUUUACAGCACAUGUAGUUGGUACCAUAAGAGAUUAGAAAUAAUGAACUGUAUUGAAAAUGUUUUAAUUUCUAAAUAUCAGAUUAAAUUCAUGCUGUCUUAAAAUAGUAUUAUUACUUGUUAUUCAAGUAAUAUACAAGUACAAAUUUAAGUACUAUGAAGGAGAAGAAGAGAGCAGAAACCUAGCAUGUCUUGUUUGCGGUUUUCCGAAUAAUAGAGCAGUUCCUGGCACAUGGUAAGGGCUCAAUAAAUAUUUGGAGAAUGAAUAAACUGUACUUACUACCAUGUGCAAAAGGAAAAGAAAUAAUGGAAUUUUAUGCCAGUACUUCAGAUAGUUCAUACCUAGGGUUGCCAAAUUUCAGAUUCUUUAAAUUGUACUUGACGAUUAUUGGAUAUUUUGAAGGCCUUGCUAUAAUUGCUGAGUCAAGAAGUCAGAACCAUGAUGGAAUUUGCAUUAGUUGAAUGGGGUAUCUAAGUUUCAUGGGAAGAAAAUUGUCUCCUCUUACACACUUUUGCUUUGAUUUUACAGCUAUGUUUUUAUUCACUCAACAUGUUAGUCCUUUAUUCACCAAAUACUGCCUGAGCACCUUUGCCAAGCACUGUGCUAGGUUCUAAAGAUAUGAAGGUGACUAGGUAUAGUCCCUGCCCUCAAAGAGUUUACAUUCUUCCAGGGAGACAGGUAGUUCCAGUAUAAUGUGCCCAUUUCUAAUAUUGCUGUUCUCUAGAUGUUUUGUAUAUAUUCAAUAUUGGUUGUUGUUGCUUAGCACAAAGAAAAAAAAUAACCUAACCUUUUUUAAAGUUUUUCUUCAUUCUUGGAAAAUUAUUAGGACCUCCACAUAAAAAGAAUGGAAUUAUGCUAAUAAAAAUGUGUACUUUGAACUCUCCAUACAUUCUACUAGAAUUUUUUUUCAUGCAAAUCUAAAUUUUUUUUCUUCCAUUUUCUAGACUAAAUGUGUUAAAUGGGCUUGCCAACAAUAUGGAUGAUUUGAAGAUAAACACCGAUAUUACUGGUGCUAAAGAAGAACUCCUAGAUAACAACAGUUUUAUCUCAGACAAAGAGAGUGGAGUUCAUAAACCAAAAGAUUGUCAGACAUCAUUUCAGAAAAAUAAUACACUCACUCUGCCUGAAGAACUGUCAAAGGACAAAUCUGAAAAAGCCUUAAGUGGAGGCCAGUCUACUCUAUUUAUACAUGCUGGUGCUCCUACUGUUUCUAGUGAAAACUUUAUCUUGCCUAAAGGAGCUGCUGUUAAUGGACCAGUUUCACACUCCUCCUUAGCUAAGACUUCCAGUAUGAAUAAAGGCAGUGUUUCAUUAACCACUGGACAACCUGUGGAUCAGCCAACAACAGAAUCUUGUUCAGCUUUGAAGGUGGCACCUGAUCUUCAGCUAUCUACACCACAGAAAGCAAAUCAACACCAAGUUUUAUUUUUGUUAUCAGAUGUAGCACAUGCUAAGAAUCCAACCCAUUCCAUUAAAAAACUACCUACCUCUGCUUCCGUUGGUUGUGACAUUCAGAAUUCAGUAGGGAGUAGUAUAAAGUCAGAUAGCACUUUAAUAAACCAAGUAGAGGUGGGUGAGGAUAGUGAUGAUUUAUUGGUAAAAGAUGAUUGUGUCGAUACAUUAACAGGAAUCUCCUCAGGUACAGAUGAAUUUAGGUCAGAAAAUGAGACAAACUGGGAUCCCCAAAAAGAGUUCAUUCAGUUUCUUAUGACUAAUGAAGACACAGCGGAUAAAGCUCCAGUUCACUCCAAAGUAGGUCUAGAAAAAAAGAGAAAGCGGAAAAUGGAUGUAAGCAAGAUAACUCGUUACACUGAAGAUUGCUUUAGUGAUUCAAAUUGUGUACCCAAUAAGUCAAAAAUGCUAGACGUAGACUUUCUAGAACAGAAUGAAGAACUACAAGCAAUAGACUCACAGAAAUAUGCAUUAUCAAAAGUGAAGCCUGAAUCAACUGAUGAAGACUUGGAAUCUGUGGAUGCUUUUCAGCAUCUAAUUUAUAACCCAGAUAAGUGUGGCGAAGACAGUUCACCCGUUCAUACUAGCACUUUUCUUUCUAAUACCUUAAAAAAGAAAUGUGAAGAAAGUGAUUCCGAGUCACCUGCUACUUUCAGCACCGAAGAGCCAUCAUUUUACCCCUGUACAAAGUGCAAUGUGAAUUUUAGGGAGAAGAAGCACCUCCACAGGCAUAUGAUGUAUCAUUUAGAUGGGAAUAGCCACUUUCGUCAUCUUAACGUCCCAAGGCCAUAUGCUUGUAGAGAAUGUGGACGGACAUUUCGAGAUCGUAACUCACUUCUAAAGCAUAUGAUUAUUCACCAAGAAAGAAGACAGAAGCUGAUGGAGGAAAUUCGCGAAUUGAAAGAACUUCAGGAUGAAGGAAGAAGUGCACGAUUACAGUGCCCUCAGUGUGUGUUUGGUACCAAUUGCCCUAAAACAUUUGUGCAGCAUGCUAAAACCCAUGAAAAAGAUAAAAGGUACUACUGCUGUGAAGAGUGUAACUUCAUGGCAGUGACAGAAAAUGAAUUAGAAUGCCAUCGAGGCAUUGCCCAUGGAGCGGUGGUAAAAUGCCCUAUUGUCAGUUCUGAUAUAGCCCAGAGAAAAACGCAAAAAAAGACUUUCAUGAAAGACUCUGUUAUAGGAUCAUCCAAAAAAUCAGCUACCUACAUAUGUAAGAUGUGUCCUUUUACGACUUCAGCCAGAAGUAUUUUAAAAAAACACAUGGAGUACUUGCAUUCAUCAUCAUGUGUUGAUUCAUAUGGUAGUCCACUUGGACUUGAUAAAAGAAAAAGUGACAUUCUUGAAGAACCUAUAGAUAUUGAUAGCACUAAACCAUUAAUUAAACAACAGUCAACCACAUUUCCAAAGAACUCUGCUUUAAAACAAGAUGUAAAGCGAACAUUUGGAUCAUCCUCACAAUCAAGUAAUUUUUCCAAAUUCCAUAAGCGUCCACACAGAGUACAAAAAGCUCGGAAAAGCAUUGCCCAGUCAGGUGUAAAUGUGUGCAAUCAAAACAAUUCUCACAAGACUGUUAUGAUUAAAAGCAGCACUGACCAAAAACCUAAGUAUUUCCAUCAAGCAGCAAAAGAAAAAUCUAAUGCCAAGGCGAAUAGCAACUAUUUAUAUAGACACAAAUAUGAAAACUACAGAAUGAUCAAAAAAUCAGGUGAAUCAUAUCCUCUACAUUUCAAAAAAGAAGAAGCCAGUUCACUAAACUCUUUACAUCUGUUCUCAUCAUCAAGUAAUUCUCACAACAAUAGUUUUAUUUCAGACCCUCAAAACUCUGACACGAAAAGGCCAGAAAGCUUCAGAGAACACAGGCGUGUAGCUGUAAAGAGAGUAGUUAAGGAAUCCAAGAAGGAAAGUUCUGUUGGAGGAGAAGACUUGGAUAGCUAUCCAGAUUUCUUGCAUAAAAUGACUGUUGUUGUUUUGCAAAAACUUAAUUCUGCUGAAAAGAAAGAUAGCUAUGAAACAGAAGAUGAAAGUUCCUGGGAUAAUGUUGAGCUAGGUGACUACACUACACAGGCCAUAGAAGAUGAAACCUAUAAUGAUAUUAAUCAAGAACAUGUAAACUUAUUCCCGCUUUUUAAAAGCAAGGUAGAAGGUCAAGAGCCUGGAGAAAAUGCUACCCUUAGUUAUGACCAAAAUGAUGGCUUUUAUUUUGAAUACUAUGAAGAUGCUGGAACUAAUAACUUUUUGCAUGAGAUACAUGAUCCUCAGCAUUUAGAAAACGCAGAAACUUCAUUGUCAAAGCAUAGUUCUGUUUUUCACUGGACUGAUCUGUCUCUUGAGAAGAAAUCAUGUCCUUACUGCCCAGCAACAUUUGAAACAGGUGUUGGGUUAUCAAAUCAUGUUCGAGGACAUCUUCACAGAGCUGGAUUAAGCUAUGAAGCCCGUCAUGUUGUAUCACCGGAACAAAUAGCCACAAGCGACAAAAUGCAACAUUUCAAAAGAACUGGCACAGGGACACCUGUUAAGCGAGUUAGAAAAGGUAAGUUUCCACGUGGAUAA
Messenger RNA from Panthera uncia (snow leopard), 5007 nucleotides. RefSeq names its product zinc finger protein 644. Gene Ontology annotation, biological process: regulation of transcription by RNA polymerase II. The coding region runs from base 1981 to 5007 and encodes 1008 amino acids. Gene Ontology annotation, cellular component: nucleus. Gene Ontology annotation, molecular function: DNA-binding transcription factor activity, RNA polymerase II-specific; RNA polymerase II cis-regulatory region sequence-specific DNA binding. The transcript has a single exon. The record is from RefSeq and is a predicted model, not a curated record. NCBI's taxonomy places the organism in Eukaryota, Metazoa, Chordata, Mammalia, Carnivora, Felidae.